UCUUUGGGUGGUCACGUGAACGGACUGGCCACGCAAGCCUGGGUCCUCACACCUUCCAAGGGGUCCUCGCUGCCUGCCUCUGAGUCGCUCCUAAACUGCCUGUUCGCGCGAGAGUUUGGAGGGGCGGGUUUAGGGUCGGUGUGGAAGGGGCUCGCAUGGCACCGCCAGAUCCUCGCUUAGGUGCCUAGGUAGCGGCGGACGGCUGGGCAGGCGGUCCCCGGCCACCCUGAGCCUGGCGGGCGCGGGAGCCUGGAGAAGCCGGGACAGCCUCGCUCCUCCCAGGCAGCUGCUAGGGUCGGGAGCCACGGAGAACAAAGUGAGAGUCCGGCGGCUUCCCAGGGCCUGGGCCGCGGCCGUGGGAGCGGAGGUGGGGCAGGUGGAGCGACCCCGUUACGCUAAAGAUGAAAGGCUGGGGUUGGCUGGCCCUACUUUUGGGGGUCCUGCUGGGAACUGCCUGGGCUCGAAGGAGCCAGGAUCUACACUGUGGAGCUUGCAGGGCUCUGGUGGAUGAGUUAGAGUGGGAAAUUGCCAAGGUGGACCCCAAGAAGACCAUUCAGAUGGGAUCCUUCCGAAUCAAUCCAGAUGGCAGCCAGUCAGUUGUGGAGGUACCUUAUGCCCGCUCAGAGGCCCACCUCACGGAGCUGCUUGAGGAGGUGUGUGACCGCAUGAAGGAGUACGGGGAACAGAUCGACCCUUCCACCCACCGCAAGAACUACGUACGCGUUGUGGGCCGGAAUGGAGACUCCAGUGAACUAGACCUACAGGGCAUCCGGAUCGAUCCAGAUAUCAGCGGCACCCUCAAGUUUGCGUGUGAGAGUAUCGUGGAAGAGUACGAAGAUGAACUUAUCGAGUUCUUUUCCCGGGAGGCUGACAACGUCAAAGACAAGCUUUGCAGUAAGCGAACAGAUCUAUGUGACCAUGCCCUGCACAAAUCACAUGAUGAACUGUGAAUCACUGGGAGCAGCUUAGACCAACUUGAUGGAACACCCCCAGGAGGGGACGAUGGUGGCAUUGCUUUUUAUAUUAUGUUUUUAUGGAAAUGAACUGAAAAAACGUCUGAAACCAAAA
Messenger RNA from Peromyscus californicus insignis, 1068 nucleotides. It is a transcript of the gene Cnpy2, whose product is annotated as canopy FGF signaling regulator 2. The record is from RefSeq and is a predicted model, not a curated record. NCBI's taxonomy places the organism in Eukaryota, Metazoa, Chordata, Mammalia, Rodentia, Cricetidae. Gene Ontology annotation, cellular component: endoplasmic reticulum. The transcript is spliced from 6 exons. The coding region runs from base 402 to 950 and encodes 182 amino acids.